AUGCCGCUGUUGCUUUAUGCUGGCGUUGUGCUUGUGAUCCUGGGUAGCAUUGUCUACUUACGAUUCAGUCGCCGUGGACACCUUCCCCCAGGACCACCUCCGAAGCUCUGGAGCGGGAACGUGCAUCAACUUCCAACAGGCGAGCCGUGGCUGACAUACGCCAGAUGGUCUCAGACGUAUGGUCCACUUGUGUUCUAUCGUGUGUACAGUAGGAAAGCGCUAGUCUUGAAUAGCUUCAAAUCUGCAUUGGACCUCCUCGAAUCAUCUCGGUCCUCGAUAUACUCGGACAGACCAAUGGCGUGGAUGUACAAGGAGCUCAUCGGCCGGAAGCUCGCUGUUUUCAACAUCUCUGUGAAACACCCUCGAUUCAAGAAGUAUCGGAAGCUACUUCAAACGGGGCUGAACCCUCGGGCGACCCAGAGUUACCGGACCACCCAAGAAGCGCAGGCUCGGAUAUUGGUGCAGGGCCUCGCGACGGCGCCGGAACAAUUCAUAUAUCAAAUUCGCAGGUAUGCAGGUGGUGUCAUACUCGAGGUUACCUACGGCUGGACGGUAUCGAAGAAGAAUGACUUCUUCGUCUCGCUCAUGGAAAAAGCACUGGUUACCCAUGCCAAUAUAACGAAACCAGGCCGCUGGUGGGUGGACAGUUAUCCUAUUCUAGGUUUUGUCCCUGCAUGGUUCCCUUUCGCAGAGUUUAAGAGAGAAGCCGCUGCCACCUUCCGCGGGCUUUUCAGCAACGUUGAGUCAACUCCGCACGAGUGGGCGAAAAAGCAAAUGGAAUCUGGACACUACGUAGAAUCUUUCACUUCUAUACAUAUGCGCCCCGAGUCAGGGGUUCCGCCAGAUACGGAGGAGGAAGACAUAAUUAAGUGGUGCAGCAGCGCACUUUACGCAGGCGGGGCUGACACAGUGGUCGGCGUGCUCACUGGGUUCAUUCUUCAAAUGGUGCUCUGCCCUGAGGUACAGAAGAGGGCGCAAUCCGAGCUCGAUCGCAUCGUCGGCAACCGCCUCCCUAACAUUGACGACCUGUCAAACCUUUCCUUCGUAUCGGCGUUGCUGAAGGAAGUACUCCGUUGGGCAUCCGUCUCACCGCUCGGCCUCCCUCACAGGCUGACUAAGGACGACACUUACUCCGGCUACUUCAUUCCCAAGGAUACCACCGUCUACGCAAAUAACUGGUAUUUCCCGAAUGGCAUACCCAGAGCCCUUUGUUUUCGACCCGGAUCGCUUCAUCCCAAGGAGGACGUCGAGCCACAGCUCGAUCCGCGGCGAUACGUCUUCGGCUUCGGUCGUAGAGUCUGUCCGGGCGCACACUUCGCCGAGGUGACGGCGUUCCUGGCGAUCACGUACAUCCUAUCGGUGUUCAAUAUCUCCGAGGCGCUGGAUGAGCAUGGCGAGGAGAUCGAGCCUAAGAUCGAGUUCACUACAGCUGUCACCUCCCAUGUCAAGCCUUUCGAAUGCCGUAUCGCCGUACGGAAUCUCGACCUACUGGCGGCGGCGGCAGACAAGACGGACGACUCUUCGCAAGGGAGCCAUAGGUAA
Fomitopsis serialis is the source of this 1542-nucleotide messenger RNA. Its product is annotated as cytochrome P450. The record is from RefSeq and is a predicted model, not a curated record. Lineage: Eukaryota; Fungi; Basidiomycota; Agaricomycetes; Polyporales; Fomitopsidaceae. The transcript has 10 exons. Gene Ontology annotation, molecular function: oxidoreductase activity, acting on paired donors, with incorporation or reduction of molecular oxygen; heme binding; iron ion binding. The coding region runs from base 1 to 1542 and encodes 513 amino acids.